Messenger RNA from Bipolaris oryzae ATCC 44560, 858 nucleotides. RefSeq lists its product as uncharacterized. The annotation marks the transcript as partial. Lineage: Eukaryota; Fungi; Ascomycota; Dothideomycetes; Pleosporales; Pleosporaceae. The record is from RefSeq and is a predicted model, not a curated record. The transcript has 5 exons.
AUCAGAGGGGCCCGAGGCGCAGAAGGUGCGGCGGACAGGGAGGGCAGUGAGGAGGGUGUUGGCAUGUCGGUUCGUGACAAUGAAACGCCGAGAGGAUCGCUCGGAUGGCACCAGGGAGGCAGAGUGAUGGAUGGAUGCAAGCGUGUUCCCGCUGAUGAUGGGUCACGAUGCGGCCCAGGUAUCGAUACCCCUGCCAAUCCCACGCGCCCUGAGAUCAGAGACAGCAGCUACAGAGAUGUGUACAUAGUGUGUAUGUCUGGGCUGGGCUGGUUCCGGGAGAUCAUGCACGCAUUCCGCGGUGGGCAGGCGAGCAACCAAAGGGAGGCGGGUGGGCAUGGCGUCAAGCCGGUAGAGAAGGGCAGCGUGCGGCGGGGUGGAAUGGGAAUGGGAAUGGGAGCAACGUGUGCGGUGCAUUGCAUCGCGCGCGAAACCCAAAGAGACGGUAUGAUACGCGCGAGUCGCGCGGCGGGCGUGGGUGGAGCGUGGCCCGAGCUGGGAAAUUUUCCAUCAACGGAAAACCCUGGAUGGCGUGUCCGUGCACGUGAUUCUAGGUUCGCAGGUUUGCCGUCCGCCGCCCGUGUCUUGUCGCAUAGCCAUGACGGACGGGCGUGCUACAUGCUACACGUAUAUGGACGUAUGUACAUGCAGACAGAUGCAGGAGUAGAGUCAAGUAGAGUGGUGUGGAGGGUUUACAGUUCAGCGUCUGAUGCGGUCCAGCGCCAAACGGCAAGGCGGAGGGCGAGACAGGCGAUGGCGGUAUCGAGUGGACAUAUAUUGGGGGCGGACGAGAAUGAAGGCGAGAGCGAGGGUAUGGGUGAGGGCAGUGCCAAUGCCGUGGGCGUGAGCGAGCGGCGAUGA